Messenger RNA from Gongylonema pulchrum, 591 nucleotides. NCBI's taxonomy places the organism in Eukaryota, Metazoa, Nematoda, Chromadorea, Rhabditida, Gongylonematidae. The record is from the annotation of a GenBank genome assembly.
UAUCUGAUCUACGGUUUGUUGGAGCAAUAUGGGCGCUAUGGAGCAGCUAUCGUUCAUUACACCGAACUUACAGCAUUCUUCGAUCAGGCAGAAAAAGAGAUGGAAGAUAAUCGUGAUUUUGGCGUAAUUCCAUGUUUUGACACGGUAGAAGAGCAGCGCAAACUUGAUGAAAUGAGGCGACAAACGUUUUGUGAACAGCCACAGAUGUUGCAAUCACCACCGCCAUUGUACCUCAGCGAGUAUGUUAAUACGCCGAAAAUUGAUUUAUUGAUGCGUUUGAUAAGAUCAGGAGUCAGUUUGGUGGAUUAUGUAAAGGAAUUGAUAUCGAACAGUGUCACUGCACAAAUUGAUGAAGAUAAAUUGCUGCACUGUUUGCCAACUGCAUCAGCUUUUAAUUCCACUACGGGUCCACUGUCAGUGCAUUUAUCUUUGCGACACUACAGUAUGGUGCUACAAACAAUAGCAUUGGCACGGCUUGCUAUUCGAUCGUUGGAAAUUGUCCUGGAUAGUGUUUCUGGCUUUUCUUCUGUAAACCAAAGAAACAAAAAGAUAAGCACUGCAAAGUGGAUAUUUGAAAUCAUAAAAUCAUGA